Linum trigynum is the source of this 2490-nucleotide messenger RNA. The record is from the annotation of a GenBank genome assembly. Lineage: Eukaryota; Viridiplantae; Streptophyta; Magnoliopsida; Malpighiales; Linaceae.
UCCAAAUUCCUGCAAUAAGCUAUAGUAAUGGAACUUCUAGGAUUGAGAUCGUUAGGUCUACUUGUGCUACAUGACAUUGCACCAUAAGGUGGUGGAGAUUAGGGGUGGGCGUUCGGUCGGUUCGGUUUGAAUCAAACCGAACUAGGACAUGCCGAAUUUCCGAUGUAACCAGCACCUCGACCGAAUUCAAACCGAGCUAUAAUUCGGUUCGGUUCGACCAAACCGAAUUAUAGCUAGAUUCGGUUUGGUUUAAAUGCCCAGAACCAAAAUGCACAGCUGCUGCCCGUUUUUGCCUACUGCCUUCUGGUCUGUUUCGCUGGAACUGGAAAUUUGGCAUGGGGCUGGCUGCUCAUUGCUGCCAUUUUUUUAUACUUUUCAAGGAGACGAGUGAGUGGUGCUGUCGAUGGGAGCUGGUGGGCUAUCGGCGGGAGCUGGAUGGCUGUCGGGUGUCGGCGGGAGCAGGGAGAGGCCGUCGGCAGGCGGUGGCCGGCGAGUGGCUUGGCGGACUGGCGAUGGGAGAGAUGGACGGAGGCAGAGUCAAGAUUGGAACAGGGGCCGUCGGGACUCGGGGUUGGGUCGGGGCGUCGCGUUGGGCUCGGGCCUCGGGGGAUGACGAGAUGGCGACGGACGACGCCGACGGGGACGCAGCAGAGCAUAUUUGGGUUUCCGGUUUCGCCUCUUUGUCUCUGCUGGCUGGCGGGCGACGGCUACUGCUGGCUGCGAGGGUUUCGACUUUAGCAUUCAGCAUCAACAGCAAGCCUUAGUUUCUCAGAUAGGAGAAGGAGAGUGGGCUGACUGCUGCAGGUUUGGGCUUUAGUUGGGUCAAGUAGGGAGUGGGUUAACUUCUUUAGUUGGGCCAAGUAGGGAGUGGGCUGACUGCUGAGGUUUUGGCCCAUUAUUAAUUCGGAAAUUCGGUCGGUAUUUCGGUUUAUCUGUUUGGUCAAAAAGCACCUGUCUCCCGAAAUUCAGCCUAUCUCCGUCCGAAUUCCGAACCUAAUUAAAAUUAUUUAAGUUUCGGUCGAUUUGAACUCGGUUCGGUUCGAUAAAACCGAACCGUAAGCCCACCCCUAGGGGAGAUGAGUGAUGUUUUAGUGGGAAAUUGAUUGAAUUAAGAAGACUUUUGAAUUUUGAUCCACCUAUCACGAAUUAAAUAAACAAACUUUUCCAACGCCUUCCAUUAACCGAAUCUCCAAUCACAUCGAACUUUCCCCCACAAAUUUUCUAGACAUGGAAAGUUGUUUUUUCUUUAUUGUUAAACAGUACAAGUGCUCUCAUGAAGAUUCUUACCAACAUUAUUAAUUUAUAAUAUGGGGAGUAAGUGUAACUUUUCCAUGAGCUUCAUCACACAAAUUAAAGGUGCAUCUCAAAUUCAAGUUUAAUGAAAUUUACAAGAUAGUUAUAAGUUUAAAAAUUCCAAAAUUUCCCAACUAUCUUGAUAUCUUGUUAAAAUCAUCAACUUUUUUUUUUAUAAGUUCAGGAUCAAAGAACUCAAGUAAUUAAAUCCCCUAGGAUCAAAGACACUCAUAAUGAUGUCUCUUGAGUCUUGACAAUGAAGUAAUUCUUAUUCCAUAAAUCAGUGACUAUUCAUCAUUGAUGGCUUAAAAUUUAAAAUUGCAUCUACAAAAUUAUUCUAUUCUAAUUAGUAAUACCUAAUUGUUAUUGGAUACAUUAAUAAGACUUUAUAAAGAAAGUGACCCACAUUGAAAAUCUUGUGACCGUUGGGUUGAUUACAAUUUACAAAAUAAUUAUAGCAAUAAUAAGACAAAUGAGAAUUCUACAUAUUUUUUUAUUUAACUAAAAUAACAAGAUGGAAAAGAACCAAUUUGUUAAUAGAUUUUCUCCCCUUGUAGGGCUAUGCCUAUAGAUGUAGGUGAGAAGGGUCAACCAUUGCAUUUAAUGUGAGAGUGUGUUAUUUCAUGGGUGUGCCUUCACGUGAAUGUUUGUCUCCUACUUACCCUGUAGCCUUGUUAUGAUCAAUGGAAAGCAAAGCAUAGGAUAAAUUAAAAAAAUUCAAUUAAAAAAAUAACAUAGGAGUCCUAGUCCUACUAAAAGGUUCAUUCAUAUUUGGUAAAAAGUCACUCCAAAAUAAUAUUUUAUAAAAAGAAAGUUUUACUCAUAAUAUUACGAGAAAGAGAUGAAAAAUAAAAUCAAACUUAAUUGAAAAGAUAAAGAUAUGACUUUCAUGUACAAUUUUAGAGAUUGAAAUUAGCGGUGACAAUGGAUAGGGAUGACAAUGGGUCGGGUUGGGUGCGAAUAGUGCAUAUCUGUUACCCUAUUCAAAGUAGUUCGGGUUUUACUCAUACCUCAUACCCACAUAAAAAACAAGUAGAAAAUCAAAACAAUGCUCAUACCCGUUCGGGUUUUGGGUAUCCAUGGAUAAUAAUUUUUCUUCAUAACUCCGACCAAUAUAUUAACAUUCCCGCGUAUUAUCACAUUAUGUAAGAGAAAAAAUACAACAAUAAUUCACUAGAAUGAAGAAAAUUAAUCAAA